AUGGUUUACACCGAGGAUAGAAAGCCACUGAAGGCUGCAGACUGGGUUAUCAUCGCAUUUUAUUUCUUUGCUUGCAUUCUAGUUGGGCUAUGGGUAUGUGUAGUGUUUCUUUUAUUUGUAAAGCCAGUUCAAGGCAAAUUUUCUCUGUAUUUUCAAGUUUUUGUUGUAGUGUAUGUGUUGAAUUUAGGCCUGAGGACCUAAGAAUCUUGGUUUUGAAACACUGUGAAGCGAAUAAAUCAAAGAGUACUACCCUUGCUGUAUUGUAGGGGCCAAAUGAUGUGAUUUGUUUGAGCGAUAGUUUGUCUUUGAAAUCUUUUAGAAUGCUAUCGUUCAUUCUCUAUUGACGUUUGGUUGGAAUAUGAUAUUUGAUCGGUGUGAACAGCAGAAGAGUCAAUUUCUGGAUGAAAGCCAUAAUGAUUGAAGGAAGCUAGUCAAACUAAAUGCUCCAAAUAUCAGUCUAGAGCCUUUACUUUUCUGUAUUAGGGUGUCUUGAACAGUUGUUGCAAAACGAAUGCCCAGGACACCCAGCCAAAAGACCUCGCUUGCACAAAAUACGUAGCACAGUUUGCGUGGUGGAAAAAUGUUUAUUUAAGCAAGUCAAGCUUCUUACUCUCAUAAUACGGCUUGUCGCUUUUUUGCAGACUAAAUUUAGACAACAAAGAGGGAAAACUGAAACCGCUGAAACUUUCUUCUUGGCUGGCAGAUCAAUGAUGUGGUGGGCGGUAAGUAGAGCCGUUGCGAUCAAAUUUACCCCUGGGAAAUACAAAAAUCCCCCUAGGAAAUACAGCACGGUCCUGAUCAGUUGAAAGGGCACUAGUAAUGAUAGAGAUGUGCACUGACUGCAUCGAGUGUGUUGUCUUGAGUUUGCAAUCGCUACACAUUUGGAAAGUUUUGAAAAAAUAACUUCUUACAUUUCCUUCUAAUACAGUAUACUGACAAUGUUUUAAAAUCUACAAUGGUCAUUAAGUAUACCAUUUUUACCAAAAUGCUAAGUUAAGUGGACAAGUUUUGGACAAAUAACCCAACAUUUUCUUGCACGUUUUCCUUUUUCUAUGGAUGUUUUAGUUUGCUUUGUAAAACGAAAUCCGUCUCUAAAUGAAUAAAACCAACAAAAAGAAAUUCAACUUUUUUAAAAGACUUAUAAGGGAUCUUCCCGGAACGUGGGUAGUUCAAACUCUAGUGAAUAUUAAAUGAGAAUUUUAACAAUCAAUCCAGUCGAAACAUUACCCUGAUUGAAUUGUUCAAUAGGUUGGACCGAGUUUAUUUGUCAGUAACAUUGGUAGUGAGCACUUCAUUGGAUUGGCUGGAUCUGGCGCGGCAACAGGGAUUGGUGUAGCAUCAUAUGAGUGGCAGGCAAGUCACGUGACUUUACUCACGUGAUAUUUCAGAAGUAUUUUGACCGUACUUAAAAGUACCUAGAAUGUAUCCCGCUUGAUUAUUGUUUUUCAGGCGCCCUGGCUCCUACUGCUGUUGGGCUGGGUCUUUGUGCCAAUUUACCUCAAAUCAAGGGUGAGUUAACAAGCUCUUUGAAAAUGCUUCCGAAAAAUGUGAUAUAAACAUAAAAGGAGUUACUUUAAUUGGCUUGCAUCUGUUGAAUUUUCCUGCCAGCGAAUUACAAGGGAAAAGAGACGUCUAUUAGCAGGGAACUCGUGAAUGGCAGAAAAACAUUUUCUGUUCAUGUUAUCAACUUCUCCCCACUACUUCUGUAGGAAAUGAAUGGGGGCAAGAAAGAAGAAUUCAAAUUUUGAUUUGAGGGUUUAAAGGGUUCAAGAGGUGGGGUCAUAUCAAAGGAACCUAUUUUCCCUGGGCAUGAGUGUUGACGAAUGUCAGACUAGCUAACUUGCUUCCUAGCUAAAUAAUGUUAUAAGUGUUCGUAUUAAUUUGCUUCUUUUGUGAUUAUUUCUAUUAGAUUUACACGACACCAGAAUACUUACUAAAACGAUUUCAUAGCACCAAGAUAAGGACUUGUUUGACAGCUGUGGCGCUCAUAUCAUAUGUACUCACAAAGAUAUCAGUAAGUAACGAACUAAGGAAAUACUUGAAAAUAAAUUAAAGUACUGCCGGUGAGGGAACAUUACCAAGAACGUUGAGUGAGCUAAGUUUGAUCUUUACUCAGAUAGAUAGACAGACGCCUUUAUUUAAAAAUAAAAAAGUAGUUACACAGAGUAGUCCAUUGAGGGAGCUUACAAAGCCUCCCUGGUAUCAAUAGGAGCCUUUAGUAAUGGUUGAGUAACUUUUCAUGCCGACGCGAAAAGUAUAGUAUUAAACGGGUCGAAGUUCUGCCACGCCGAUCUCUAAAGUGGAGAUUCACAUGUCGAAUAGGUGUUCAUACCGUACCGGAUAACUCUUUGUGUCCGCACUAAAAGCUCAGAUCCGGUAUAGUGUGAAAAGAAGGCGCUUUAGAGUAGAGGAGCAAGUCAUGAAUCUCGCUUCCGUUUUGGCAGGUUGAUAUCUACGCGGGCAGUGUGUUUCUGUAUGAAGCUGUUGGUUGGAAUAUUUAUGUGUCAGCAGCUGUGAUUUUAGCCAUCACUGCUGUCUACACUGUUCUUGGUAAGUUUCAUCGAACAUCAUUGAUACAUUUAUACAUUGGUACAUUUCUAGUAGUUCAUUUGUACUUCAUCUCUUUAUCAUCUGUACUUCAUCUACACAUUGGCUACACUUGAUUCGUACGUCAUUUGUACUUCAUUUGUACGUCAUUUGUACUUCAUUUGUACUUCAUUUGUACGUCACUUGUACUUCAUUUGUACGUCAUUUGUACUUCAUUUGUACUUCAUUUGUACUUCAUUUGUACGUAAUUUGUACUUCAUUUGUUCUUCAUUUGUACGUCACUUGUACUUCAUUUGUACGUCACUUGUACUUCAUUUGUACUUCAUUUGUACGUCAUUUGUACUUCAUUUGUACUUCAUUUGUGCGUCAUUUGUACUUCGUUUGUACUUCAUUUGUGCGUCAUUUGUACCUCAUUUGUACGUCAUUUGUACUUCAUUCGUGCUUCCUCUUAACGUCAUUUCUUCUCUCCCUAUACUUCAUCUGUUCUUUAUCGCCGAGUGAUUCAUUUGUACUUCAUUUGUACUUCACAAAUACAGUGGAACCCUGCUUUACGGAUACCCGCUUAAUACGGACAUCUCGUUAUUACGGACAGUUUUCCCUGUCCCUGGGGAAAGUAGGCCCUCGCAGUUUCGCGCCCUGUUAGGGUAAAAUUCUGACAAGCGACAUGGCCUUGAAACAGCGAAAUAAGCCUAGAUGAAAUGGCAACAAAGGAUAUAAAGAAGGGAUAAAUACCGACAGGGACACUGCCUACUCCUUAAAACGUCCCAAGCUUGUAAAUAACUCGAGCACUUUUUUGUAGGUGGUCUGACGGCCGUUUUCUUCACUGAUGUAUUGCAGUGCACUAUUAUGGUUAUUGGUGGCAUCGUUGUAGCCAUAAUGAGUAAGUAGGGCGCCCAUAGUGUUUGUACGAAUUCUAUUUGAUUUUAAUACUUUUUCUCCGUAUAAAAAUGAUUUGCAAGCUUUCUUAUUCUCUCAAGGGAGUAUUUUUAGCGAAUCUUGGUUGGAUAAAAACAAGACAUUUAUGUCCUAAAAGAGAGAUGGUAAACGGAAAGUUUUCAGCUAAACUAGUUAUUACGAACUCCACUUUGAGUUGUUGACGUAAAUAAGGUUGCCGGAUGUUAAUCCGAACAAUCAUUACAAUGGUGAUUAAGUUGAUUUAUUUCUACCUUGAGGUUUUGCAAAAGUUGGAGGAUUGGAUGGUCUGUGGAGUAAAUUCGGCUCCUCGAUGGGUAAGCCCCUGUGGUCGACACCCUCUUCGACAAACAUCCCUACAACUGGGACCUCUGUGGUAAAUUCUAAUCUCAGCUCAACAGCGGCAACAACAGUAGCAGAUACUCUGGGCAAGAGCAACGACACAAUUGAUAGUUGUUACAAACUAACACCCUACUGGGGUGAUCUGUGGAGGCCGGUUGAUGAUCCAGACUACCCCUGGUUAGGAUUGUGGACGUCUUUAUUCAUUACUGCUGUUUGGUACUUCUGUACAGAUCAGGUA
Messenger RNA from Porites evermanni, 4039 nucleotides. The record is from the annotation of a GenBank genome assembly. NCBI's taxonomy places the organism in Eukaryota, Metazoa, Cnidaria, Anthozoa, Scleractinia, Poritidae.